This is a messenger RNA of Laetiporus sulphureus 93-53, 1574 nucleotides long. RefSeq lists its product as uncharacterized. The record is from RefSeq and is a predicted model, not a curated record. The transcript has 4 exons. Bases 108 to 1427 code for a protein of 439 amino acids. Lineage: Eukaryota; Fungi; Basidiomycota; Agaricomycetes; Polyporales; Laetiporaceae.
UCGCUCGAGGGCCGUGGGCGCCAAUCGACGGUAUAUCUUAAUAAUCAACACCUUGUAUCUGCUAUCUGCUCUACUCUCUCGACCAAGGCCAUACCCACAUUUUUCGCAUGGCCACAUCUAGUCCGCGGGUGCCUGCCGAGAUCAGUGACUAUAUAAUAGAUCUCUUGCGAGACGAUCGAGCGACGCUGUCGCUAUGUGCUCUCACAUGUCAUUCAUGGCUCCUCAGAGCCCAAAAACACGCAUUUCGCAAGGUGUCCCUCGUUAGCGCUGAACGCUAUGAACAGCUCGAGUCGCUCGUCCUGAGCAAUCCAAGGAUCGCAUCGCUGAUAUUAUCCCUUUCGAUUGGGCCAAUCCAGGAUCCUGUUGGCGGCCGCCUAGAUCGCGAAUGGCCGUUGGUCCUCCUGAAGCUCAAUGCGGUCGAUGAAUUGGACGUGGUCGGAUGGGCUGCUGGUUGCGUGUCUGAGAAGGUCAUUCGACACUUGCCCGUGCUCUUUUCAGAGGUUAGGUCUAUCCGACUAUCUCAAAUCCACUUUUGGCGACCAAAGGCUUUCGACCUGUUCCGAAUGCUAUGUGCAUGCCCCAAACUCUCCGCACUUUACCUGGACAGGAUACAAUGGCAGCAGUUGCACGGCGGGCGCGCCGGGCUGUUUUUUAUAACGAAGAACGUUCCGCUCGGUUCUGUCCUCGCUGAAAUAGUACCCAAGCAGCCGAUGUACAUCGACACUCUUCAAGUCACAGUAUGCCAUCGCAGUAUCGCGUUGUGGUUGAUACGAGGCCCACUACAUCUUCAUGUCCGAAGGCUUACGGUAUCUUGGAGCCAACAGCCUGCAACGCUCAUCGUCUUGCAUAGCCUGCUGCAGGCAGCUGGGGAUUAUCUUGACGAACUGACUCUUGAGCUCGACGCAAGAUCCUUCAAUGCACGUACUGAAUCAACGUUGUCCCACCUUGACUUCUCGCAAAACCCUCGUUUAUCCUCGCUCCAUGUCGUCUUCGAUGGCGUCGAGAGCGUGGACCUUCCCCAUCUAGUUGUCGUCCAUUCUCUGCUGCGCGUAGUGCACCGCGAGUGCCAGGCCCUCCGACGGAUCACCAUCAGCCUGAGCCGGAAUGACUGUGACCCUGCAGUUAUCGCCACUCUGCAGCGACCGCCGAGUGUGCGCGCUGCAGCUUGGCAGUAUGUCGACGCUGCGUUGGCGACCUUGGCACAUGGUCAUCCGGGAAUAACCAUCACUAUAAAGGUAGACUGGACACAAUCCCCAAUUUCGUGGGCGGAGGAAACAGCGGGUCGCAUCAUUGAAAAAUUACCUAGCAUUCGGCGUGCCAGUUGUCAACUACAAGUGAUAUGUGGACGGUCUCAAGACAAGAUAUCCAUAUUCAGAGGGUUGUCAGGUGGAUGGCAGGAGUUUCACAAGGAGUAUCCUUGUCCGUAGGUGGAAAGGAUGCUGGCUCAGUAGCGUCUACCCGUUACCAACCUAGGUUCUUCGCAAGUACCGGAUGCAGUUGUGGAGGAACAUGGCGGCACAGCAACACUACCGCCACCAACAUGCGUCCCACGAACAACAGCAGCCAAGUUCGAG